Molecule: messenger RNA, 261 nt
Organism: Acanthisitta chloris (rifleman)
Lineage: Eukaryota; Metazoa; Chordata; Aves; Passeriformes; Acanthisittidae
Product: molybdopterin synthase sulfur carrier subunit-like
Exons: 2
Biological process (GO): Mo-molybdopterin cofactor biosynthetic process
Cellular component (GO): cytosol
Source: RefSeq, a predicted model, not a curated record
GUUCCCGUGCAGGUCUCGGUGCUGUACUUCGCCAAGAGCGCGGAGCUGGCAGGACUGCGCAGCGAGACCCUCUCGGUGCCACGGCAGAUCACCUCGCUGCAGCUCUGGGAGGAGAUCGUCAAGGUCCACCCCAGGCUUGCUGUCAUCCGGGAUCAAGUGGUUUUUGCUGUUCGGCAGGAGUACGUGCUUCUCGGAGAUCAGCUCUUGGUCCUGCAACCUGGAGACGAGGUUGCCAUCAUUCCACCAAUCAGUGGAGGCUGA